Molecule: messenger RNA, 1913 nt
Organism: Nothoprocta perdicaria
Lineage: Eukaryota; Metazoa; Chordata; Aves; Tinamiformes; Tinamidae
Gene: DNAI2
Product: dynein axonemal intermediate chain 2
Exons: 14
Coding region: 1-1857 (618 amino acids)
Biological process (GO): cilium movement; outer dynein arm assembly
Cellular component (GO): outer dynein arm
Molecular function (GO): dynein heavy chain binding; dynein light chain binding
Source: RefSeq, a predicted model, not a curated record
AUGGAGAUCGUGUACGUGUACACGAAGAAGCGCAGCGACUUCGGCCGCCCCUGCAACUUCUCGGAGCGGGCGGCCGAGGUGGCCGUGGACAUCGCGCCCGACCCCGGCGCCGCGGCCGCCUUCGUGCCCAGGAACCCCGUGGACGCGCACGUGCAGCACGCGAGCGACAUGUCGGAGCACGAGGUCAACACGGAGCGCGUGGAGGUGGAGACGCGCGGCGUGAACCACACCGAGGGCGGCUGGCCCAAGGACAUCAACCCGCACGAGCUGGAGCAGACCAUCCGCUUCCGCAAGAAGGUGGAGAAGGACGAGAACUACAUCAACACCAUCACGCACCUCGGCACCCUCAUGGAGCACUGCAUCAAGCAGAACAACGCCAUCAACAUCUACGAGGACUACUUUGGAGAGGAGGAGAUGGCCGAGGUGGAAGACGAGCCCCCCUCGGCCAAAACCAUCAAUGUCAUGAGGGACCCAAACAUUACCAAGAGGACAGCCACGCAUCUCUCCUGGCACCCUGAUGGAUGCAAGAAGCUGGCGGUAGCUUAUUCCAGCCUGGAGUUCCAGCAGAACGUGAAGGACAUGAGCUUUGACUCGUACAUCUGGGAUCUCGAAAACUCCAACAAGCCGGAGCUGGUUCUCAAGCCGUCGUCCCCUCUCGUGAGCCUGGAAUACAACCCCAAGGACUCGCACAUCCUGGCCGGCGGCUGCUACAACGGGCAGAUCGCUUACUGGGACACGCGGAAGGGGAGGCUGCCCGUGGAGGUCUCCACCGUGGAGUUCAGCCACAGGGAUCCCGUGUACGGAGCGAUCUGGCUGCAGUCCAAAACCGGCACCGAGUGCUUCUCGGCCUCCACCGACGGGCAGGUGCUGUGGUGGGACAUCCGCAAGCUCUCCGAGCCCACCGAGACGCUGGUGUUGGACAUCUCCCGCAAGGGGCUCCUGGAGAACGCCCUGGGCGCCAUCUCGCUGGAGUUCGAGCCCACCAUGCCCACCAAGUUCAUGGUGGGCACAGAGCAGGGCAUCAUCAUCACCUGCAACCGCAAGGCCAAGACACCCCCCGAAAAGAUUGCCGGCACCUACAGCGGCCACCACGGGCCUGUCUACGCGCUCUCCAGGAACCCUUUCUACCCCAAAUUCUUCCUGACCGUCGGGGACUGGACUGCUCGGAUCUGGUCAGAGGAGAGCAAAGAAUCCUCCAUUAUGUGGACCAAGUACCACCUCUCCUACCUCACCGACGGCUGCUGGAGCACCGUGAGGCCGGCUGUCUUCUUCACGACCAAGAUGGACGGGACGCUGGACAUCUGGGACUUCCUCUUCAAGCAGAACGACCCUUCCCUCAGCCUGAAGAUCUGCGACGAGCCCCUCUUCAGCCUGCGCCUGCAGGACAACGGCUGCGUCGUGGGCUGCGGCUCCAAGCUGGGCACCGUCACGCUGCUCGAGAUCUCCUCGGGGCUCUGCACCCUGCAGAAGAACGAGAAGACCCUGGCCACGGCCAUGUUCGAGCGGGAGACCAAGCGGGAGAAGAUCCUGGAGGCCCGGCACCGCGAGAUGCGCCUCAAGGAGCGCGCGCGGGCCGAGGGCCGCGACGAGGAGCCCCGGGAGGAGGCCGAGGAGGAGAGCUCCGCCGAGCUGCUCCAGCGCGUCCGCAGCGACUUCCUCGAGGCCAUCGAAGCGGAGCUGCGACGAAGGGCGCAGGCCGAGGCCAAGCGCUUGCGUGCCAAGGACAGUGAGGAACACAGCCGAGAGGAGGAGGAGGAGGAGGAGGAAGAGAGCAAGCUGCCAGAGUUUGAAGGCGAAGAGGAGGAGGAGGAGGAGGAGGAGGAGGAAGAGGAGGGGGAUGCUACCAAGGAGCCCUAGCUGGGCAGCGGCACCCCUGGACGGCGGAGGGACCUCUGAGUCAGUCCCAGAUGCUC